Messenger RNA from Malassezia japonica, 2583 nucleotides. It is a transcript of the gene NCL1, whose product is annotated as multisite-specific tRNA:(cytosine-C(5))-methyltransferase. Gene Ontology annotation, biological process: tRNA methylation. The transcript has a single exon. The record is from RefSeq and is a predicted model, not a curated record. Bases 1 to 2583 code for a protein of 860 amino acids. Gene Ontology annotation, molecular function: tRNA (cytidine-N5)-methyltransferase activity; tRNA binding. NCBI's taxonomy places the organism in Eukaryota, Fungi, Basidiomycota, Malasseziomycetes, Malasseziales, Malasseziaceae. Gene Ontology annotation, cellular component: cytoplasm; nucleus.
AUGGGCCGAGGAGGUAGGGGCAAGUUCCGUGGCCGCGGCCGCGGCCGCGGCGGACGCCAGAACCGUGGCGACGGCGAGCGCCAUGGCGCAUACACCGCUAUCGACCAGACGAACCCCAAGUUUGAGUCGUACUACCUGGGCCAAGAGAUUCUUCCGCGCGAAGAAUGGGACACCUUUUUGGAGACGAUGCGCGCGCCGCUCCCUACCACGUUCCGCAUCACGUCCGGCAAGCCGACCUCGCGCCAGCUCUUGGAUGCGAUGCAGAACAUUUACCUGCCGUUCCUGAGCAACGUCGAGUUUGAGGGCGAAAAAAUCGCGCCGCCCCGCCAGCUCGAAUGGUACCCCGAAGGCCUCGGCUGGCACCUCGACGUGCGCAAGAACGUCCUGCGCAAGUCGCCGGAAUUCAAGCGCUUCCAGCAGUUCCUCGUGCACGAGACGGACGUCGGCUCGAUCUCGCGCCAAGAGGCCGUGUCGAUGCUUCCCCCGUUGUUCUUGGACGUGCGCCCAGAGCACCUCGUGCUCGACAUGUGCGCCGCGCCGGGCUCCAAGACCGCGCAGCUCAUCGAGGCGAUCCACUCGCCGGUGACGUCGCAGCCCGACGCGUUCAACCCGAUGCCGCUCGGCGCGGUGGUCGCAAACGACUCGGACACGAAGCGCGCACAUAUGCUCGUGCACCAGGCGCAGCGCCUGCCGUCGCCGAACCUGUGCGUGACGAACCUGGACGCAAGCAACUUGCCAAACGUCCAGGUCUCGUGGAAGGGCGAGGGCGCGACCGACAAUGUCAUCCAGCGCGAGCUCAAGUACGAUAGGAUUCUCGCCGACGUCCCGUGCUCGGGCGACGGCACGCUCCGCAAGAACCUCGCGAUCUGGAAGGACUGGACAACCGGAAACGGCGUCGGCCUGCACUCGCUCCAGACGCGUAUUUUGAUUCGCGGCCUCACGCUCCUCCGCGCGGGCGGCCGCCUGGUGUACUCGACCUGCUCGCUGAACCCUAUCGAGAACGAGGCGGUGGUCGCCGCAGCGCUGCGCCACUUCAAGGGCGAAGUCGAGCUCGUGGACUGCUCGGACAUGCUCCCGGCGCUCAAGCGCCGCCCGGGUAUGACCUCGUGGAAGGUCGCGCCGGGCCGCGGCGCGCACCUCUUUGGCAAGGACGCCGAGGACGAGGCUCGGAACGCCAAGGCCGAGGGCGACGAGGCCAAGGACGACGCCGAGGACGAGACAAAGCUGCCGCCUAUCCCCUGGGUCGAGUCGCACGAGGCGCUCCAGACGCUCGAUCCCGAGCUGGCGGCGCGUGUGGCGCCGAGCCUGUGGCCCCAUGGCGACGAGAAGGAGCUGAACAUUGAGCACUGUGUGCGUGUGUAUCCCCACAUGCAAAACACGGGCGGCUUCUUUGUCGCGGCGCUCGUCAAGAAGGAGUCCACGCCGGAGGAGUCCGUGUCGAUGGCGCCGGGUAUGGUGCGUGCGAUGCAGGCCGCGUACUCGGAGGAAAUGAGCAACAAGCGCAGCGCCGAGGAUGCCUCGGAGCCCGCCGCAAAGCGCGCGCGCUCCGAGGCGGAGCCCGAGGCGGAGGCCGCCGUCGCCGCCGAGCCCGCGACCGCCGAGGCCACGCCCGAGGGCGAAGCUGCCGAGGCGCCUGCCGACAAGCACGUCUCGGACCGCAAGGCGGCCAACCGCAAGCGUUCGCAGCCCGAGGGUGUCGUGAUCGGUGCGGGCGGCAUGCCGUACCGUGAGGAUCCGUUUGCGUACGUCAAUCCCCACAAUGUCGAGAUCCAGUCGUGCAUCGAGUGGUUCGGCCUGCACGACUUCCCGGUCGGCAACCUGCUCGUACGCAAUGCCGAGCAGGUGCCGCUGCGCAGCAUCUACCUCACUUCGAGCUCGGUGCGUGCGAUCGUCGCCGGCGGUGGGCCGGGUCAGGGCGUGCACCCCACGCUGAACCCGAUCCGUCUGCGCCUGCUCAACUGCGGUGUCAAGGUCUUUGGCCGUCAAGAGUCUGUCUCGAAGGCAACGCAGGCUAGCCAGGCGGCCGAGUCGACGGAUGGCACUGCGACGCGCCGUGACAAUGUCUCGGCGACGUUGACCUGCCGCUGGCGUGUGGUGUCGGACUCGCUGCACUCGAUGCGCCCGUACGUGAGUGACAAGGUGGUGAUUCCGGCGACGCUGUCGGACCUUGCCUUCUUUAUCAAGCAGUACUACCCCAUCCUGGAGUCGGUGCCGGGCUCGGUGGGCGAGCGGAUCCGCAACUCGCCAAUGGGCAGCUACAUCUUGGAUAUUAACCCCAGUGAGCACGAUGGGCACAAGCUCACGGUGCGUCUGUGCUACCCUAUUUGGCGCUCGAUUGCGUCGGUGAACCUCAUGCUCGACAAGCAGGAGAAGAGUGCGCUGUCGUUCCGCCUCUUUGACACGGACCUAUCCGACCCCGAGGGCCAGCGCCAGUUCUCGUCGAACCCCCAGGGACGCAAGAACAAGGAUAAGAUGGUCGAGGAGGCAACCGAGGAGGCGACCGAGGAGGCGACCGAGGAGGCGACCGAGGACACGAUCGAGAAGGACGUCGUCCAAGAGGCGGCCGAGGCCGAGACUGCCUAA